UCAUAUCAAAUAUAAGUUGUUUAUUCAACAUAAUGGUAAAUAAAUCUGUUAAAGCCGUAACUUUUAUAUAGUGCGCACUUGGAUCAUAAAUUCUUAUUGGUUUUUGUUGACUUUGAAUGGCACCUAAGCGCACAUUUAACUUUCAAAAUAGCAAUUAUAUUGAUCUGGGAGCAAAUCGAUCGCAUGCUCUUCUAAGAGACACUUGUAGAAAUUCUAAAUUGUACUCGGGACAAUCGAAAUGAUCUUGAUUUAAUUAUUGAAACUCUGAUGCAUAUCUGAAGUGAUUUAUUACGUAUUGAUAGAGGCAUGGUUUCUUGUUUGAAACACGUUGUUGACAUAUAGAAUACACUAAAGGAGUUUAACAGACUGAAACAGGAACCACAUAUCACAAGGAAUAUCACAAUAAGGAUAGGCUGCAAUGGAAUAAUCAGUACAAACUCUAGAUGGGCUUUCCAUAAAUGUUUAUAUUCGCCACAUUAAUUGAAUCAUGAAUACGGAUCGUUCAGAUACAGAUACGGGCAACCUGACCACGGAUACAGAGGCAUUUUCUGUAGGAUCUAGUUCAGACCCUUCUCCCGGGGGACUUUGGCUGAAGCAAAAGAUUCAGUGUCGCCAAACUGAUCGGGAUUUACCAAAGAUAUUAAAGACAGUCCACGUGAGAGUUGUUUGGUUGUCGAUAGAUUGCAUGGAUGAUGUGCGUGGUAGUGUAGAGGGCACUGUUCUGAUCCAAACCCGUUGGAAAGACGCUGUAUUGGACAAAUUAAUGAAGAAUGGACGAAUGAAGCCAGAGAGUAGACAAGAUGCAUAUUUCAACCCAGGUCUCCAAAUAGAGAACCUAAGCUCCCUACAAGAGGAAGCUGUCUGGCGCACAAUGGUACACAACAAUCGUGGGCAGGCCGUGGUCACUGAGCAUAGACUAGUCACUGGAACCUUCAACCAGGACAUCUAUCUGAGAGAUUUUCCUUUUGACAUACAGGUACUGAAGCUCAAGUUGAAGUCCAGUUUAUCAAUAAAAGAGGUAGACCUUAUCCCGGACAGAAACAAACAAUCGACACUUGUAGACGAUGCUCUGUCUAGUCGCCUACAGGCAGACUGGCAACAAUACAAUGCUAUGGAACUCAGACAAACAACCAAAGCAAGCGCAUACCUCGAUGCAGAACACACAUUUCCACGUUUAGAUGCCACGUGCAAUAUUGCUAGAAAGUCGAGCCGUCAUGUCUGGCCCAUCGGUAUAGUCAUGAUGUCCAUCAUCCUCAUGAGCUUGUCCCUGUUCUCGUUGCCGCCGACACUCGAGCAUGUCCAGGCACGCUUACAAGGAACGUUUCUAUUGGUCACCUGUCUGAUAGUGUACCAAAUCGUAUAUGGACAAAUUACCGGUAUUCUGCAUGUAGUCCGACCUAAUAUAAUGGAUAAAUAUGCAAUGUUUGUUUUAAUCUACUUGGUACUAAAUGGAGGAUGGCACUCCAUGAGUCCUUACGUUUGCGAUGACAGAUUGCCAGAUAUAUACGUCCUGAUAACUCUAGCUCUAUUGGUCUUAAUGGCACAUAUCGCCAUCUUCAUAUGGAUACACUCUGUGGCUUUAAGAAAUCGGAAAAUGCUAGUCAGAAAAGAUUCAGAAGCAAAGCUCCAUACACUGAACAACAAUAACCUUCCUCCUACUCCCAAAUCGUCAAGACGUCAGAUUUAUAGCCAUGUGGCUCAAAGAACUGGUGUCAAGGGCAGCACUGUUGAAAUUGAACAUUUACUAUAAGUAUUUAUUCGAUGCUUGUCCGUCUACACAUUCAUCAUAUACAAAUGAGCUCAUGCUUUGGAAACACACACGAAAUUGUAUCACUUUCAGAAAUGGGAAUAUGAAAUAAUACAAUAUAAAAUUUACCAUUUGAAACGACAUUGUCUAAGAUAGGUAACAAAUAAUGUGUCCAAUGAAUGCUUUGAAUAAUUAUUUCAAUUUUCAAAUAUAUGACGCACACUUGGAUUGAAUGCCAUAACUAUUUGUUGAAAUAAACAUGUUUUAAGUUUUGUGUAUAUGUUCCACUUGUUCAAAUGAUUUUGAUUAAAG
This is a messenger RNA of Owenia fusiformis, 2059 nucleotides long. The record is from the annotation of a GenBank genome assembly. Lineage: Eukaryota; Metazoa; Annelida; Polychaeta; Sabellida; Oweniidae.